This is a messenger RNA of Drosophila takahashii, 1113 nucleotides long. RefSeq names its product probable methyltransferase-like protein 15 homolog. NCBI's taxonomy places the organism in Eukaryota, Metazoa, Arthropoda, Insecta, Diptera, Drosophilidae. Gene Ontology annotation, biological process: rRNA base methylation. Gene Ontology annotation, molecular function: rRNA (cytosine-N4-)-methyltransferase activity. The record is from RefSeq and is a predicted model, not a curated record.
AUGAUGAAGCGACUCCUAAUCCCCACUAGACUGAGACUGGAUUUAUUGAGGCCCAACUCUAAUGAAGCAACACCCCCUUUCCAUGUUCCCGUGCUCUGCGACACAGCCAUCGAUUACCUGCAACCCGUUCCUGGAGGCACCUAUUUCGACAUGACCUUCGGAGCUGGCGGCCACACGCGUCGUCUUCUGGACAAGUGUCCCGAGGCUAAGGUCUACGCCUUGGAUCGAGACCCCGUGGCCCACCAACUGGCCCACGAGAUGAGCGAAUCGCAGGAGUACAAGGGCAGGCUGAUUCCCCUCCGCGGAAAAUUCUCUGACUUGCCAAAACUUUUCAAAGAACACGGCCUGGCCAAAAACUCCGUGGACGGAAUGCUCUUCGAUUUUGGCUGCAGUUCCAUGCAGUUCGACGAGGCGGUCAGGGGCUUCUCCCUCUCCAGGGACGGACCGCUGGACAUGCGAAUGGAUGGUGGCCAAGGCGGAGGAGUUACGGCUGCCCAGGUGUUGGCUCACGUGGAAGAAGGCGAUCUGGUGAAGAUUUUGCGCACAUACGGCGAGGAGAAGGCGGCUAAGAAGAUAGCCAGAGGUCUGAUAGACGCACGCAAUGCCCUGUUUAAAAUUGAGACCACCAGGCAGCUGGCAGAUUUAGUAGAAAACAUCAUGGACGGAGGAUUCAGGAAAGAUAAGCUACGAAGACACGCCCAUUCGGCCACCAAGACCUUCCAAGCCAUCCGUAUAUUUGUAAACAACGAGCUGAACGAGAUCAACUACGGCAUGGUUUUGGCCAAUGAAAUUCUUCGUAUGGAUGGUCGCCUGGUGACCAUCACCUUUCACUCGCUGGAGGACACCAUCGUGAAGCGCCACAUCAACGGAAAUGUUUUAGCCGGAGCCGCCAAUGCCUUGCCCCUCAAGUACUCCAGUCACUAUGCCAUAGACGAACCGGAAAUGUUGGAAUCCCUGACCAAGAAGAACUGGAAGCAACUCCAUCGCCAUGUCAUCGUGCCAGAUGCCGAGGAGGUGGCCAGGAAUACCCGCAGUCGAUCUGCCAAGCUGAGAGCAGCCGUCAAAACAAACUAACUAACAUGUCAAUAAAUUCCCUCGGUCUAGUCCAAAAAA